UAAUUAUACUAACUGAAAACGCAACGGAAAUCAAAUAAAUUCCCAUCACUACCUUCUUUCUCUGAACUUGUAAAAAAGAAAACCCUAGCUAGCCAGACCCGGAUUCCAAAGAUGUCUGGAGAAGAAGAAGAGAAUGCGGCCGAGCUUAAAAUCGGAGAAGAAUUUUUGAAGGCCAAGUGUUUGAUGAAUUGUGAAGUUGCUUUGAUUCUUGAACACAAGUAUGAGCAGCUUCAGCAGACGUCUGAUGAUCCCAUGAAUCAAGUCUCCCAGGUGUUUGAGAAAUCACUGCAGUAUGUGAAGCGCUUCAGUCGCUAUAAGAAUCCUGACGCUGUUAGACAAGUUAGAGAAAUUCUGAGUAGAUACCAGUUGGCUGAAUUUGAGCUCUGUGUGCUUGGCAACCUUUGUCCUGAGACUGUGGAGGAAGCUAUUGCUAUGGUACCUUCCAUCAAGACCAAGGGGCGGACUCAUGACGACGAGGCAAUUGAGAAAAUGCUGAAUGACCUGUCGCUAAUCAAGAAAUUUGAGUAGUGUUCUUCCGCUCUGUCAGUAUAGACAAUGCAAGACGAGACAUUUGAGGCCUUUGCUGAGUUAUUAUUGCUGUAAUUUUAGACAACAGCUUGUUGUAUCAUAAUAUUUGAACAUUGUUAUAGUUUUCUUGUACUUGUUCUUCACCUCAUGGAGUGAUCCUUAAUCCCAAUUAUGAAUCUGUAUUUCUUACUACAUUAUAAUGAAAUCCCAAGUCUUUAAUUCA
Molecule: messenger RNA, 751 nt
Organism: Mangifera indica (mango)
Lineage: Eukaryota; Viridiplantae; Streptophyta; Magnoliopsida; Sapindales; Anacardiaceae
Product: DNA-directed RNA polymerase II subunit 4
Exons: 6
Coding region: 112-528 (138 amino acids)
Biological process (GO): mRNA export from nucleus in response to heat stress; transcription initiation at RNA polymerase II promoter; positive regulation of translational initiation
Cellular component (GO): RNA polymerase II, core complex; P-body
Molecular function (GO): translation initiation factor binding; nucleotide binding
Source: RefSeq, a predicted model, not a curated record